AUGUCUACUCCAGCUUCAUGGUCAGCAAUCAUCUCCAUUCCUUACCUCUGCUCGGAAAGUAUCACUGACGAGUUUUGCAGCCCGUGCUGUCCCUUAGAGCUUCAAACCAUUCACCUCCUCGUAGGGCAGACACACCCUCAAUGCUUGACUCUAAGGGCACCAAUUCCUGCCGGAACUACACUCAGAGCAUUUCAGGCAGCUUCCACCACAUACAUAGACGAUGAUGAAUUCCACAUCCAGCUUCCUUCUCUGGAGGCGCGUGUCUUCGGCCAACUUAUUAGGCACAUGAACAAUGAUCCUUUGGAGGAUCUCGACACUGGAAGGCAGAAUUCGGAAACCCAUAUCUCUCAAUGGUGUAUUUUAUACGUCCUGGCGAUACAAUUCGGCCUCCCCGUUCUCGCAGCAGAGACCCGAAGUUGGUAUGAGGAUUGCCGACGGCCAUAUUGGCAAGUUGCCUGGCUCCCUUUACCGGCUGAGAUCCGUUAUCUGGCAGCAUGUCUAAUCAGAGACUGCCGAGCACACUUGCCAUGGACUCAGUCGGACGUCAACUAUGUCGAACGUCCUAAAUCAGUUCUCUCGGAUGAGACGAUCGCCACGACAGAGCUGGCAGAGGAAGAUGACGAGCCUCACGAGGCAACUGGUGAAGUAUCGGCUGCUGAGACAGCUGAGGAACUGGAGCGGAGGAGGAGGUCUUCGAGUGCACAUGUAGAUGCGUGGCAGGAUCAUACUUGA
Messenger RNA from Mollisia scopiformis, 732 nucleotides. RefSeq lists its product as uncharacterized. Bases 1 to 732 code for a protein of 243 amino acids. The record is from RefSeq and is a predicted model, not a curated record. NCBI's taxonomy places the organism in Eukaryota, Fungi, Ascomycota, Leotiomycetes, Helotiales, Mollisiaceae. The transcript is spliced from 2 exons.